Molecule: messenger RNA, 2245 nt
Organism: Tachysurus fulvidraco (yellow catfish)
Lineage: Eukaryota; Metazoa; Chordata; Actinopteri; Siluriformes; Bagridae
Gene: syt4
Product: synaptotagmin IV
Exons: 4
Coding region: 194-1522 (442 amino acids)
Biological process (GO): cellular response to calcium ion; regulation of dopamine secretion; regulation of calcium ion-dependent exocytosis
Cellular component (GO): membrane; axon; synapse
Molecular function (GO): clathrin binding; calcium-dependent phospholipid binding; phosphatidylserine binding
Source: RefSeq, a predicted model, not a curated record
GAUCGGGGUGUUUGCAUUGUUCCUCAGUCUCAGCUCGGAAAGCAGCUCCACAGAGCGUCUGCUACAAAACCUGUAGUGGAAGAGAACAAUCUCAGAAUUGCUUUUUGAAUAAUAAGAAACCAAAGAAGUCGUUCCCGAUCUCGCCGUGUUAAACGUUUAACCGGCCGUUUCAGCACCUCGAACAGCGCACACAAUGGCUCCUGUAAACGCGGAAGACGGACAUGUCGAGGUCCCAGUGAGUGUGGCUGUAGUCAGUGUUUUUGGUCUUGUCUUCAGUGUUUCUGCCUUUGCCUGGAUUUGCUGCCAGCGCAAGACCAACAAGAGCAACACCAAGACUCCUCCAUACAAAUUUGUCCACAUGCUCAAGGGUGUAGACAUCUAUCCAGAGAGCUUAAAUGGCAAGAAAAAAUUUGCUGGAGAGAAGAUGCCAGACCCAGUGCAAGGAAAGUCAAGCCCAAGUCCCAGCAGCACGCGUCCAGCACUUCACCUCGACCUGGAAAAACGAGACCUGAAUGGUAAUUUCACAUUUGUAGCACCUGUUGCCCAACCCAAAGUGCGAAGCUCCCCAGACUUGGACAUCCCAUCCCCACACCCUGGCUUCAGACAGGGGGGAUACCAGGAGGAGGAAACUUCAGAGAGCAAUGUUUCCAGCCAGACGCCCACACCAGCUCUGGAAAAGGCCCAGGACAAGGAUAGUGGUGUAGGCACACUCUCCUUCUCACUUGAGUACAACUUUGAGAAGAAGGCCUUUAUUGUUCAUAUUAAGGAGGCGCAUGGCUUGUCUGCCACUGAUGAGCAGUCCCUGACCUCUGACCCUUACAUUAAGCUCACUUUGCUCCCUGAGAAGAAGCACAAGGUGAAGACCCGGGUGCUCAGGAAGACUCUAGAUCCAGCUUUUGAUGAGACCUUCAGUUUUUACGGCAUUCCAUAUGCUCGUGUCCCUCAGCUGGCUUUGCACUUCAUGGUGCUAAGUUUCGAUCGGUUUUCUCGUGAUGAGAUCAUUGGAGAAACGCUCGUUCCAUUGGCUGAUGUUGACCUGGCUGAGGGGAGGGUCCUGAUGAGCCGUGACAUCAUCAAGCGGAAUGUAAGGAGGAGUGCAGGAAGAGGAGAGCUGCUACUGUCCCUAUGUUAUCAGUCGACCACCAGCACCCUCACUGUGGUGGUUCUUAAGGCUCGUCAUCUGCCUAAGAUGGACCACAAUUGCCCCUCUGAUCCCUAUGUGAAAGUAAACCUGUACCAGGGCAAGAAACGUGUAUGCAAGAAGAAGACUCAUGUAAAGAAGUGCACCCCAAACCCUGUCUUCAACGAGCUAUUUGUCUUCGACGUGCCUUCAGAGGAGGGCCUGCGUGAUACCAGUGUGGAGCUUCUGCUGCUGGAUUCUGAUAGGACCGCACGCACUCCUGUCAUCGGCCGCCUCCUCCUGGGCACAUCCACCCCAGGCACUGCUGGCGAGCACUGGCGUGAGAUAUGUGAUCAUCCACGGCGGCAGAUUGCAAAGUGGCAUGCGCUGGCCGAAGACUAGGUCAUGACAUGUGAAAAAUGCUCAAGAACUGUCAGAAUACAAAGGAAAUUAAUCGGGACUUCUUGUGUUUAGGGGACUUAUUACGAGCAAUGUCACCUUUUGGCUAUGUAUUUAAGGUGGGGCUUCUUCCAGUGGGGGAGAGUCAAUUGUAUCCAGCCAAUCAAUGAUUCCAAAGACAAUCUGUGACACCCAGUGAUGAUUCUCUUCAUACUUCAUAUAAUUGGUCACCACAUUGUGCAGUUUCAAAUGUCAUGUCUCUAUUGCUGUUCGCUGCGAAAUAUGAAUAUCAGUGUAUGGAAAAAUGUGAAAAAGAUACAUACAGUUACUCUGAAUAUAGAUGUAAAUAUAUGUGGAUGAACCUUAUAUUUUGUAAAGGCCUUUAAUUUGAUCACAUUUCAUUAUCUUUUAACAGAUCUAUUCUCUUUUUUGUACUUCAUUUAUUGAUUUUGGUUUUGGGUACUUUGCCUGUUUUUUGUAAGUUAAAGUGGCCAGUCAUAUUUCAUAUUUCAGCAAUGUGGGGGUAGCCUAAAUUAGGCCCACCUUUAUGAAUGAUGGACUGCAUGAGCUAAAAAAAUGAACUGUUUGUAUGGGAGCCUUCUAUCUAGGUUUGUGUGUGUGUGUGUUCAAUUCUGAUCAGAGAGAGGGCUCUCUUUACAGUGAGCACAAUGGAAGAAUGUAAUGUACAUUUACCUUAAUAUAAAAUGUCAUGCUCAGAGAAAGACA